GGCCCAAUCCCAUCGAGCGCACGAUUGCCGUCCAGUCCGUAACCAGCACGAAAGCGUCGACACCCGGCUUCUGCCUUCGCUGCGUGCCUCUCUCUGCAAUCGGCCUUCUCUCCUGCCCGCUCCCGGAUCCUGCACCCACAGCUCGUCUCAGACCGUCGCCAUGGCUCAAGAAAAGACCUUUGUCGGUAUCUCGUUCGGCACCCUCAACUCCUCGGUAUCCAUCGUCGGCAAGGGCGGAAAGGGUGAAACUAUUGCAAACGAGGACGGCGAUCGCAACAUUCCCACUUGCGUCGCCUUCACGGAUUACGAGGAGCUUGUCGGCACCCAGGCCCGUGUCCAGGCCAACUCCAAUCCCCGUGGCACCAUCUUCCAGUUCCGAAACCUGGUUGGCAAGAAGUACGACGAUACCGAAGUGCAGAAGCACAGCUCGAAGCUUCUCGCCAACAUCGUGCCCUUCCCUCAGGACGAAUCCCUGCCUGCCUACGAGGUCGAGACCACCCCCGAGGAGGACGCCCAGCCCGUUACCUCUCAUUACACCGUUGCCGAUGUCACCGCCAAGUACUUUGCCAAGCUGAAGGAGACGGCCGAGGCCUACCUGGGUCGCUCGGUUGAAGGCGUCGUUGUCUCCACCCCGGUCCACUUUGAGGAGCACGAGCAGAACGCUCUGCGGGAGGCUGUUGUCCAGGCCGGCUUCGAGACCGUCCACCUCGUCCACGAGCCCGUUGCUGCCGCUCUGGCCUUUGACUACAACGCAAAGGAGAUCGGCAACCAGUCCACCAAGCAGGAUCGCACCAUCCUGGUGCUGGAUCUGGGUGCCCACCAGUUCAAUGCCACCCUCCUGGACAGCAGCAACGGCCUCUUCUCCAUCGUUGCCACCCACGACGACUAUGCUCUCGGCGGUUCGCAGUUCGACGAGGUUCUGCUCAACUUCUUCAAGGACGAGUUCCGAAAAAAGACCCGCAUCGAUAUCUCGGACAACCGCAAGGCCGUUGCCAAGUUGAGAGCCGCCUGUGAGCAGACCAAGCGCAUGCUCUCGCAGAAGGACAGCGCCCCCUGCCACGUCGAGUCGUUGUACGAUGGCAUGGACUACAACGCCAACAUGAUCCGCGGCCGCUUCGAGACCCUGGCCGAGAAGCUCUUCACGCGCUGUGUCGAUGUUGUCAAGAACGUCCUGAAGGAGGGCGGCGCCGCCCCUACUGAGGUCGAUGAGGUUCUCUUUGUCGGCGGCAGUGCCCGUAUCCCCCGCUUCCAGUCGGUCAUCCGCAGCCUGUUCGAGUCCGAGACCGUCUUCCGCACCGAUCUUGAGCCUGAUGAGGCCAUCAGUGUCGGCUGUGCCACCCAGGCUGGCUUGAUCGCCAGCCAAGAGUCCGAGUACGACUCGGCCAUUGCCACCGAGGAGGUUGUUCGUGUUCCCCACCUGAAGAAGAGCGUCGGUCUCGAGGGUGCCGAUGGUGUCUUUGUUCCCAUCAUCCCUAAGCGCGCCGCCAUUCCCGCCCGCCGCACGAUCGAGGCCUCCAACGCCGUCGCCAAGCAGUCCGAGAUCUUCCUCUCCGUCUACGAAGGUGACCAUGCCCAAGCCCAGGAGAACACUCUGUUGGGCCAGAUCGUCCUCUCGGAUCUGCCCGAGGCCUCGAAGGUCGGCGAGCUGCGUGUUCAGAUCACUUUCCAGAUCGAGCGCGAUGAGAUCUUGACCGUCGUCGCCAAGGAGAAGACCCAAGGAAAGGAGCUCCGCGUCAAAUUCGACAAGAUCACCCAUCAGCACAAGUGAAUUCCUGCAUAGUUUCCUCCCAUGCAACUCAUAAGGCAUAAAAUACAUCUCUCUUUUUCUCCUCA
Molecule: messenger RNA, 1833 nt
Organism: Polychytrium aggregatum
Lineage: Eukaryota; Fungi; Chytridiomycota; Chytridiomycetes; Polychytriales
Product: heat shock protein 70 family
Exons: 4
Coding region: 161-1768 (535 amino acids)
Biological process (GO): vesicle-mediated transport; cellular response to unfolded protein; protein refolding
Cellular component (GO): nucleus; plasma membrane; cytoplasm
Molecular function (GO): misfolded protein binding; ATP binding; heat shock protein binding
Source: RefSeq, a predicted model, not a curated record